CCUUCAAACGUGGCGUCGCGGGUCCUUCGCGCCUCGCCUGGGGUCAGCGCGCAAGGACGGGCGCUGGCGGGGUACCUGACAGCGAGCAGCUGGAGCCGGUCCUCGCGUACCGGCCCGCACUGCACCUCUAAUCCCUCAGCACCGGCUGGCUUUUGAGCCCUGACGUUCGGAAGUCCCUGAUUCGCAGCCUCCAGGACUGCAGCUCGAGGACAGACACCUAUCCCCCAUAGUCACGCUCUGCCCUGUGAGGUGCAGCGUUUGACAAGUCACCCUUUCCCCACACACCACUGCCACUCACGUCUGCGUUAACUUAGUUCUUAACUUCCUUCAGACCCUGUCCCCUCUGCCUCCAGAAGUGGUGUCUUCCUCCACCCCACCCCCCGCCGGUUCCCGUAAAAACUGAGAGGAGUUUCGGAGAUCCUCCGGAAAUUACUUCUAAGACUGAGCACCCAUUUGAUACCCCAAACAAGUUCAUGCUUACUAGAGAGUUUGUGGGCAAAGUGAAACCCAGUGCACACAGAAAACUAUGGCUGAGCACGGGGCUCACAUCACAACUGCUUCUGGGGUGGAUGACCAGCCAUCCAUCUUUGAGGUGGUAGCACAGGACAGUUUAAUGACAGCAGUGAGACCUGCUCUUCAGCAUGUGGUCAAGGUUCUUGCAGAAUCAAAUCCCGCCCACUAUGGCUUCUUUUGGAGGUGGUUUGAUGAAAUCUUUACCCUCCUAGAUCUUCUGCUCCAGCAGCAUUAUCUGUCUAAAACCAGUGCCUCAUUUUCUGAAAACUUUUAUGGCUUAAAGCGGAUUGUAACAGGGGACACACACAAGCUUCAGAGACUGGCCAGUGCUGGUCUCCCAAAGCAGCAGCUUUGGAAGUCAAUUAUGUUCCUGGUUCUUCUUCCCUAUCUGAAAGUGAAGCUGGAGAAGCUGGUUUCUAGCCUCAGAGAAGAGGAUGAAUAUUCUAUCCAUCCCCCUUCUUCCCGCUGGAAACAAUUUUACAGAGCAUUCCUGGCAGCCUACCCAUUUGUUAACAUGGCCUGGGAAGGCUGGUUUCUUGUACAACAACUUCGAUACAUCCUAGGAAAAGCUCAGCAUCACUCACCACUAUUAAGUCUGGCUGGAGUUCGGCUAGGCCGACUUACAGUUCAGGAUAUACAAGCUCUGGAGCUCAAAGCAGCUGAAGCCAACAUGAUGCAGCAGCCAGCCAGGAGUGUUACUGAGAAGAUAAAGUCAACUCUGAAAAAAGCUAUGGGGGGUGUUGCCUUAUCCCUCUCUACUGGCCUUUCUGUCGGUGUAUUCUUCUUGCAGUUCCUUGAGUGGUGGUACUCAUCUGAAAAUCAAGAAACCAUCAAAUCGCUGACUGCCUUGCCUACUCCACCACCACCUGUACACCUAGACUACAAUUCUGAUUCUCCCCUGUUACCCAAAAUUAAGACUGUGUGCCCACUGUGUCGUAAAACCCGAGUGAAUGAUACUGUUCUUGCCACUUCUGGCUAUGUGUUUUGCUAUCGCUGUGUGUUUCAUUAUGUGAGGACUCACCAAGCUUGUCCCAUCACAGGUUAUCCAACAGAAGUACAACAUCUAAUUAAACUGUACUCCCCUGAGAACUGAAAGGGAUUAGCAUCUUGUCUCAAAGCAAAAUUAUUGCACUAUAAGGCCACAGGACUGGUUUUCAGCAUGGUACACAGCGUUGUUUGAUACUUCUUAGUCUCAAUUCAUAAUUAUAUGAAUUUUAAACAACUAUGCGGAUUUCUUUUAAGUGACAUACCCAUUGAUCUUAACCUUCUAGCCUGUUCUCUAGACCCCAACUUAAAGCUAACUAAGCUGGUCAGAGUAGGAGAAUCGGGACUGGCAGGGGACGUGAGGGUCAAUGUGGGAGUGGAUAAAAGAGGAUAAAUAAUCAGUACUGAAGAUUUUCCUUAAUGAACAAAGAGGUAUAGAAGCUCUCAGGAAAAACCCAAGUUAGAUCUCAUAAAGUGGGUGGUAAAGUUGCCGGAAGCAGGCAGGCCUUUUCUUUAGAAAAGUGUUUAUCUGCUUAUAAGGAAGAGGUAUUAUCAGUUUGCAAACAAUGUGAAAAGUGGGCUUGCUCUUUAUAGAAACACUUUUGAAAAACAACAGUUCCUUCUAUAUACUGUGACCCAUUUGUUAUGUAACAUCUGCUGUAAUUUAUUAACUUU
Molecule: messenger RNA, 2172 nt
Organism: Miniopterus natalensis
Lineage: Eukaryota; Metazoa; Chordata; Mammalia; Chiroptera; Miniopteridae
Gene: PEX12
Product: peroxisomal biogenesis factor 12
Biological process (GO): protein monoubiquitination; protein import into peroxisome matrix
Cellular component (GO): peroxisomal membrane; peroxisomal importomer complex
Molecular function (GO): protein binding; zinc ion binding; ubiquitin-protein transferase activity
Source: RefSeq, a predicted model, not a curated record